Molecule: messenger RNA, 1251 nt
Organism: Anneissia japonica
Lineage: Eukaryota; Metazoa; Echinodermata; Crinoidea; Comatulida; Comatulidae
Product: U-scoloptoxin(05)-Er1a-like
Exons: 3
Coding region: 330-692 (120 amino acids)
Source: RefSeq, a predicted model, not a curated record
GCGUGAAUGUCACUUAAAUAGAUUCCUUGACAAAUUUCAUUUAACCAACCCAUUUCGUCAAAGGAACUCUUGGGAAAAUUAAUUCAGUACCACCACGAACAUGUAAUAGUGCUCAUCGAGAGUUCAAGUUCGAGACCAAAUCACGCGUUUUUUGUGUGCUAACUCAAGAAACACCGCGCCCACAAAUUUUAAAGCACAAACGCAUUGAAACGCAAGCAUCCACACAACAAUAGUGGCUUGUGUUUGCAUCAAUUCGGGUUAUUUACGGUGCUACACUGAACCGUAUGGGGCCAAAUUAACUAACACGCUUCAAACGUAGACUCAACUAAAUGAGGGAAGUUGUGGCGUCCUUUGAAUGUUACAAAUGCAGCUACUCAACUCUGACUGUUGAGGAAGAUACUUGCACUGACAGUCAGUUUUUGCUUGGAGUUCCUCAAAAUGAUAUCAAUGUUACUCAGUGUAGUUCUUAUUGUAAGAAAGAGAUUGUCACACUGUUUGACGAGAUAGUUUCAGUUGAGAGAAGCUGCAGUGCAAGUUGUUUACAGGGCUGUAACAAAAUAUUGGGCACUGGGUCAUGCGUUUACUGCUGUUCUACAGACCAGUGCAACGGUUCGACAACUUUGCAUGCCUUACCAACCAUGCUGUGUGCUAUGUUCGCCGGACUCGUGUUGGUGAUAAAUUGUAUUGCCUAGAAGUGAACCCGUAGGCCUACGCUUAAACAUCCUUGGAGGAAAUAUGCAAAUCUGCAAUGGUUAAUGACACUUACGACGCAUUUGAAAGUUUCUUUUUAGGAAGAUGGAUAAUAAUAAACAUAUAAAUUCAUAACUGCAUAAACGUACUUGAACUUCUCCGGAAAUUACACACUUUUUUGUUCAGAUAAACCAUAUCGGAGACAACGUCAAGGAAAUGGUUGACGUCGGAACAUAAAGGACUUAAUAGCUACUGGAAAUUCGGUCACCACAAAUGUAUCUUUCCCUUACUUGUGGUUUUGACUUGAUGGUGUAAUGUUCAACGUUAAAAUUUAUGAAGAUUGUACACACUUCGAUUAUUUUAAUUUUUAUAAUGUUUUACCCUUCACGCUUCAGAAAUGUUUGGUGUUACCCAGUUGCAACUACUGUAGUGUAAUUUUAAUGAGUUAUAUAAUACAAUAGUGCUUUAGUAGUCAUAUUACAUGGUUCGAAGUUGAAAUAAUACAUAUUGUAAUACUGUGUGUGUAGAUAAUUAUAUACAGUAUAAGAAAAGUAGAAUUAA